ACGCAACACAGAGGGACUUGGCUGCUUGAGUGGCGAUAAUGGAGCCGAGCUGCCGGUAACUGUCUCGCGGUGACACGCAGAUAACUGCCGGAGGAGAAACGCGUCCAGGUUGUCAAAUAUAUCACUGGAGGAUCUGCACAAAUUGGACUCAACAUUUAAUGAACGUGUCUUCCGGGGUUUUCAGUGGAUUAUUGUCGCCAGCGUUAGCUAGCAGCUAACCGAACCGACGUCAACUGGGGACACGUUUGCAGACAGCUAUGGGUGGUCUGGGAAACGGUCGUCGUUGGGGAAGGACACCCCCUCUCAUGAUUGGCGCUCUGAUUGCCUGUAUCCUGGUUCUGGGCUUCAACUACUGGGUGUCAAGCUCCCGCAACCUGGAGCUACAGACUAAGAUGUAUGAGUUGGAAGGCCAGGUGCGGCGUGGCGCGGCAGAGCGAGGAGUAGCUGAGAUAAAGAAGAAUGAGUUCCAGGAAGAGAUCCACAGACAGAAGGAGCAGAUCAGCCAUAUAGAAAGCCUCUAUAAGAGACAGCUGGAAGGAUCUCAGAACACCUGCAGCCAAGAGAAGGGCACACUGCAGCAGAACAUUUCCUCCAGUACCAAAACCAUACAGGACCUCAAAGGUCAGUCCAAUCAGCUAAAUGAUGACCUGAGAAAGCUUCAGAAGGAUCUACAGAGUUGCCAGAGCAACAUCAAAACCCUCAACAACAAACUCACUUAUGAUAUGACACACUGUCAGUCCCAGGUCCUGUCCCAGAAGGAGUUGUGUGAUGAGAGAAUGGCCGCUGCUAAACUUGAAGUUCAAAAGAAAAUGGACAAGCUCAUCUCUCCCUCAGGGGUCUCCCCACAGCAGGAAAACACUGUGGAUGGACCAGCGAACGAGGGCGGACCAGUCAUGACGGAGGUUGAUGCGGUUAAGACGGUAACUGUUGUAAGCCACACACCGAGCCUCUCUCAGCCCAAAGAAAACGAUCCACCUGAACUACUGACCAAUGAGAUCAUCAUCGACCAAGAUGCCCCAGGGGACCUGCCUUCACAGAAGGACCUCUCCAAAGCAGAGUCCCAGACUGCUCCGGCAGCUGCCAACGUCAAACAGGACAUUUUGCUACCACCAGAGGAAGCUGUCGAAACAGAGGAGGGCGAGGCAGAGACCAUCGAACAUUUGAAGAAUAACCUGACUGAGAACAAUGAGGUGGAGUUGAUGGAUGCUCAUGAGGACGGCGCUCAGACAGAAGAGGCAGACCCUGGGAUGGAAGGCAUGCUGAUUGGCCGGGCGAAGGCAGAUGAGACUCCUAUUGGUCAGAAACUUAAUGAGCCAGAAGAUUAUGAUGCAAACAUGCAAGUCGUGGGUGUAAUUGAUUUGGAGAGAUCAAGGCAGAGAAAUCAUGCUGAAAAUAUAGACAAGGAUAUGGAGGAUGAGCUGGCUGACUAUAACGGCGACGAUGAGAACGAAGGCGAGUUUGAAGCAGACAAACAAGCUGAGCUUGUUCAAAUCUAAGAGCUGCACAAGGAACAUGCACCCCACAUGCGGAGGCAGGACCCCUCACACACCUCAGCACAACGUCAGCAGAAAGGUUCACGCAGCCCCCCCACACACACACACACACACACAGUGAACACAAAACUAACCCGGAUGGUAAUCUCCAGAAGAAAGACUUUCUAAAGCAUUUUCCUCCUAAGAAUCAUCUUAAUUGAUUUCUGUGCAUUUUAUUUGAUAACAUGUUUUCUGUAUUAGAGGAAGAAUAUUUACUAUUCCAUGUUCAACUCACAAUAUUGUCAAAGAGCCACAAAAAAAGACUGAAAUAUGCAAAUGUCAACCAAGUAUUAACACUCAUGGUGUCGAUUCACAUGCAUUUGACGAUAUGCCUAAACCCCCACGGCGCUUUUAUGGUGGAGACUGUGCUCGCAUUCAUUUGAGUGUUUCGGUGGUAAAGAAGUACUCUGUACUUCUAAGGACCAUCACCGACUUGGUUCUAGCGUUCCUUAAACAUCUGUUAGCUUUCAAAAAUGAACACGUCAGAAUCCCUGGAAAUCAGUUGAUUUGGAUUCUCCGAUGUGUUGUUUAUGUUCACGUCGUAUCUUAAAUGAUCAAAUAUAAGUGAGCAUAAUGUGCACACCCUCUUCGGGUUAUGAGGAGUGAAUUACUGUCGUAGGUGCAAACCGUCUCGGAUCCCAAUGACAGAACUCUGCAGUACGGGCUCGACUGUAUCCUAAAGUCCAGGACCUACACAUGCCUGAAGUUCCUCCUGUACACAGUCGCUCAUUGAAUGCAAAUGAGGCCUUCCAGAACUGCAACAAAUUAAGGAAUUGGGCUGAAAUUAUUUUUAGACUGCUGAGUCCAAGUGUGCAAUUUUCACGCUCAACCCGGGAAAAUGAAAACUGGAGCUUCUUUUGAUUCCCAAGUAGCCAUAAAUGCUGUGAAAACAAAAGUUGGCUGGAAUAUACGCCGACUCGCUGUGAUGUUUUGAACAUACUAUAUUAUAUUUGCUGUCACUUGCCAUUUUUGAUCAACGAGCGAUCUUUUCUGAAGCGUCACUUUGUUGACGUCUAUUUGGCCGUUUCAUGGCAGCAUGACUUUUCUUCUGGGCCGUAUGCGUCUCGAUGUUGGACGUGAGCUGUGCUCCACAUCCCGGACCAGAGGAACAGUUUGAGGUCACAAUGAAGGGAAUAGUUUGGAACUCCUGGGUCACAUGACGGGAUCAAAUAUCUAAUUGAUGAAGCCUUAUUGAUUCUGUGGUCACUAGUUUUCGCCAACGGGCAGUUGCUUCUGGAUCUCGUUGGAUGUGGAGUGUGGAGGCGUGGUGCAUGCUUCCUGAUGUUGGACCUUCACUUUGUGCAUCCUGCCUCUGCUCUGCUGAUGUAACUGUAUAAGGAGAAACACUGAGCUGUGCUUUAGGGCUCCUGCUCCGCAGCUGUGCUGAAAUGUGGAAGUCCAUUCGAAUCAAAGCUGCACUCGACUGGAUGAUGUGUGGUGAGCGCCAAUGCAGACUUAUAUUAGGCACUAGAAAUGAGAGAAAAGGUCACAUUUAGUGGCGGGAUCUUUUGUUGCCUUGUGUUUUAUACACGAUGAUGAGACUGAAUGCCCACAGUUACUCAACAUGUUGUGGUUUUCAUUGCCAUUAUUUUCAUAAUGCUUUGACUCAUCAACAGUUUAUUCCUUAAUCAUGUCUUUUUUUUUCCAACAUCCACAACACCAUCCAGCUCAGGCUGAGUUUGAGCUACAAUGAUAACAUGCAAAAAGGCUUCAGAGAGUUUCCCUUUUGAUGUCAAAGUUCAGCCAUAAAAACAACCCUUGGUUUCAUCGUGUUCAUGACAUAUAUUAGCUUCAAGAUGCAAGUACAGAAUAUACGUUGAGCAUUGACAGCUUGAGCCCCAUGAGGAGGCUCAGGCUCCAUCAGGUAACUUCUCUUUUGAGGAACACAAAUUGAAAAACAUUGUGGUUCAAGACUUCACAUGUUUCCAGUAAGCGUCCAUAUUAUCGUCUCAAAAGUUCAAAGAAAAUUUCACACCUGAAGUAGUCAAUUUUGUUAACUUAUUUAGUAAUUUAUAUCAUGCUUAUUUGAUUAAAUCUGGCCCUCAUGUUUCAUAUUGGAGUGCUGAUGACCGAUUCAUGGUUUAACCCAGUCGCACAUCAGCACUUUAAUGAGUUUGAGCUCCAUUAGUAAAACUAAAGUGUAUUUUGUCUCUUUCUGUCUCUUUCAGGAUAAAUGUGGUUCUAGAUUUGUAUUAUGUUAUUACGUCAUUAUAUUUGCAAAGUUGCCGUUAGUGGUUUUGUGUUGAUUGUUGUGUCUGACGCUGCAACACGUGAACAACAUCUUUGUUUGGUCAGAAAACGUGGUGGGCUGUUCGUCAGAAGCGCUUCUGUGUCCAUGGAGAGAAAACCUCUUGAUAUUUAUAAAUCUGAUGAACUUUGUUUGGUUGAUUUCAUUCUUUUGAUUUUCAAUAUAAAGUGUAUUUCAUUCUACACCGUGGAACAAAUGUGUGAAAGGUUUAAAUGAUCAUAGGUUUUAUUGAUGAUAGAGAAUAAAACAUGUUUUAUUACCACUA
Molecule: messenger RNA, 4045 nt
Organism: Pseudoliparis swirei
Lineage: Eukaryota; Metazoa; Chordata; Actinopteri; Perciformes; Liparidae
Gene: golm1
Product: golgi membrane protein 1
Exons: 11
Coding region: 258-1496 (412 amino acids)
Cellular component (GO): Golgi apparatus
Source: RefSeq, a predicted model, not a curated record